Molecule: messenger RNA, 2856 nt
Organism: Ilex paraguariensis (yerba mate)
Lineage: Eukaryota; Viridiplantae; Streptophyta; Magnoliopsida; Aquifoliales; Aquifoliaceae
Source: the annotation of a GenBank genome assembly
CUCUCCUUCUCCAGUCACCCGCCCGUCUCCUUCUCAGCUUCUGCUCCUUCUCUCUUUUAUCUCAUCCUUCCCACUCUCCGGAACUCUCCUUCACUCCCUCACCUUUCUCUUCACCGACAGCCGCACAACGCUACCGAGAGCUACCAAAUCGCCAUCGAUUCCAAGUAUGUUUGUCUUUCUCCCCAUUCUUCUCUCUGCUUUUCUCCCAUCCACCCAAACACUGUCUUCCCCACCCACCCCUGCCGAUAAUCCCAACCCAGCCCAAACAGGACCAACCCUUAGCGAUGGUUGACGGCGACCUGCUCUUCAGCGACGGUUCUGAAGUUACAUGUUUGAUUCUGGGUUUUCUAUUUAGGGUUUGAGAUUUUUAGGUUAGUGGCUGAUGCAACGUCAGAAAUGGGCAUUGUGGUGAGAAUUAUCAUAGAAUGUGCUAUCUUCCAUCCAUCCAUGUCCUCUUUCUCUCUCUCUCCGAGUCUAAGUUCCUGUAUCCACAUAGUUUCAGAGAUUGAGUUUCUUCGUACUUGAUACACAUAUCUACCUAAGUAUGUCUCAACUUGCUGAAUGAAACCCCCAAUUCAAUUUGAAACGGGUCAUGGCCAUUUUUCUCUACCAACUCACCAGAAGUCUCCUCAUUAGGUUAGUUUCUGAAAUUUGUUAGUGGCCCAUUCAGAGUUAUUAUGUUAAAAAGAUCAAAACUUCCAACCUAUUUGUGUGCAAAUUCCAAGUCUUUGUACAAAGUCUCUAGAUUUACAUAUUUCUCUUCCGAGUCCAAGGGAAAUAGGUUUGACACUGAGUCUGAAUCUGAAACUGAAUGGGAAAAAUUACUUAAACCUUUUGACCUUGAACAGCUUCGAAAAUCACUCAAUAAGAUUACCCCAUAUCAGCUCAAUAAAUUGCUUGAGCUCCCUCUCGAUGUGCCAACAUCCAUGGAGGUAUUCCAGUGGGCGGGUAAGCAGAAGGGAUAUUGCCAUUCAUUUAAUGUGUAUUAUACUUUGAUUGAUAAACUUGGGGCCGCAGGGGAGUUUAAGAUUAUAGAUAGAUUGGUAUUGCAGAUGAAAGAAGAAGGGAUAGUUUUUAGAGAGUCCCUUUUUAUUAUGAUCAUGAAGUAUUAUGGGAGAGCUGAUUUGCCAGGGCAAGCGACUAGGUUGCUUUUGGACAUGAGGAGUAUUUUUUCUUGUGAACCGACAUUUAAGUCUUACAAUGUUGUAUUGGAGAUAUUGGUGGCCGGACAUUGUCCUAAAAUUGCCCCAAACGUGUUCUAUGAGAUGUUGAAUAAGGGUAUCUCACCUACAGUUUUUACAUUUGCCAUCGUAAUGAAAGCACUUUGUAUGGUGAAUGAGGUGGAUUCUGCAUGCUCACUACUCGGAGACAUGACUAAACAUGGGUGUGUGCCAAAUUCAAUAGUUUACCAGACGCUAAUACAUGCCCUCUCUAAGGUUAAUAGGGUGAACGAAGCUCUGAAACUUUUGGAGGAAAUGUUUCUGAUGGGCUGCACACCAGAUGUCAAUUCUUUCAACGAUGUCAUCCAUGGUCUUUGCCGAGCCAAUCGGAUUCAUGAGGCUGCAAAAUUGGUUGAUCGGAUGCUUCUUAGGGGUUUCACCCCUGAUUCCAUAACCUAUGGAGUUCUGAUGCAUGGGUUGUGUCGAACGGGGCAAGUCGAUGGAGCAAGGGCUCUGCUAAACAAAGUUCCUGAUCCAAAUAUUGUCUUGUUUAGUACUCUGAUUAAUGGUUAUGUGACAAAUGGACGGCUUGAUGAAGCCAAAGCUGUACUAAACGAGAGCAUGUCAAAGAUUGGCUGUGACCCAGAUGUUUAUACAUAUAACAUACUAAUUCGUGGUCUUUGCAAGAAGGGGUGUAUGGCUUCAGCUCGUGAAGUUGUGAUAGAGAUGGCAUUCAAGGGUUGCAACCCCAAUGUGAUCACUUACACGAUUUUGAUUGAUGGGUUCUGCAAAGCAGGGCGACUAGAGGAAGCCAGUGAGGUUGUCAAUGAAAUGUCAACUGAGGGACAUGGUCUAAACACAGUGGGAUACAAUUGCCUUAUAUGUGCUCUAUGUAAGGAUGGGAAGGUUGAUGAAGCCUUAGAAUUAUUUGGUGAAAUGUCGAGCAAAGGUUGUAAGCCUGACAUAUUCACUUUUAAUUCAUUGAUUUUUGGACUAUGCAAAGUUGAUCAGAUGGAAGAGGCGUUGGGAAUGUUUCGGGAUAUGUUAUUGGAGGGUGUCAUUGCAAACACUGUAACUUACAACACAUUGAUUCAUGCUUUUCUCAGGAAAGGUGAAAACCAAGAGGCAUUCAAGCUUGUAGAUGAUAUGGUAUUUAGAGGAUGUAACCUUGAUGGCAUUACUUACAAUGGCCUAAUAAAGGCACUCUGCAAAGACGGGGCUGUUGAGAAAGCAAUGGGACUCUUUGAAGAAAUGAUGAGAAAGGGACUUUCUCCCAAUGUCGUAUCAUGCAAUAUUUUGAUCAAUGGAUUAUGUAGAACUGGGAAGAUACAAAAUGCACUGGAGUUUUUAAGGGACAUGAUUCAUCGAGGAUUGACACCUGACAUAGUCACCUAUAACAGCCUUAUAAACGGGCUCUGCAAGCUGGGGCAUCUUCGAGAAGCUCUUAACCUCUUCGGCAAACUACAACUUGAAGGCAUUUCUCCCGAUGCUAUCACUUACAACACUUUGAUCUGUUCACAUUGUAAAGCAUGCAUGUUUGAUGAUGCAUAUGUACUUGUAAAUCGAGGCGUAGCCAAUGGUUUCAUACCUAAUGAUGUAACAUGGUAUAUUUUGGUCAACAAUUUUGUUAAAGAGGGUGAUGUGGAGAGUUAGAUUCUUCAUUAAACUCGGUUUAGUAACCAUGAGGAAGUUAUUG